GGUGAUUGGAAUAAAAAUUCAACAGGAAGCCGCACUUUCUACCAAAAUUUUAUGGUGGACAUUGUUGUCUUGAAAUACAACUCUACUUCUAUUAUUAGGAAGCUAAAGUAUCAUGUCAUAUUAUGAUGGGUAUGGGUAUGGUGGCUCAGGGGGAGGAGGUGGUGGCUACAGAGGUGACUCUUACAACAGAGAUCAAGGCUACGGAGGUGGAGGAGGCUCAUACAGAUCAGAAGGACACUAUGGUCACGGUGGUGGAGGAGGUGGCUCAUACAGCUCCAACAGAUACGGCAGUAGUGAUUACGAUCGCCAUGGUGGAUACAGGGACAGCCGGGACAGUCGGAGUGGAUACAGAGACAGUCGAGAUAGUCGGGACGGCCGCAGUGGUGGUAGGGAUGGAGGAAGAGAUGGUGGUUACCAGCAAAGAGGCAGGGGCAGAGGGGGAAACUUUAGAGGUGGGAGAGGGGGUGGUGGAGGAUUUAAGCGAAAGUUUGAUGGCAGCGAUCGUGGUAAUGAUAAAAAGAGAAGGGAAAUUGAAGUUAUUGAAGACAAUUGGCUUGAAAAACACCCGAUGAUGCAAUCAGUCUUUAUGGACAAUGCUGUGGAAGGCUUGAACCAGGAUUGGCUAUUUGUUGUUUGUCCCACUGGCAACAGAAGGCUUUUGGUGGCAGCAAAUGACGUUUCUCAAUCUUAUGAUAACGAAGGCAAGCCAGACCUGAAAUUUGUUUCCUGUUUACCAAAUGGAGGACCUGAGUUUAUUGCUAAUUACAAAUAUGAUGAUCUGACCAUCCUUGAUACUAUCUACAAUCCUGAACUAAAGACAUUUUUUGUUCUGGACAUGCUACACUGGAAGCAUUACCCAUAUUAUGAAACCGAGGCAGAAUUCAGAUACUUCUUCUUACAAGACAAAUAUUCAGAGCUGAAAAAUCCAACAGUGGUGUCAGAAAGAAACCAGCAUGCCAUUGAACUGUUACAAAAGAUUCCAUACACAGCCAACAGUUUGGAGUCAGCAUUGAAGAACUUUGGCAAGCAGGUCGGCGGUGUGUUGUUCACCAACAAAACUUGCCAGUACUUGUGUCAUGACAACUACGACAGUCUGUGGCUGAGACUUGAUCAAAUGGAAAAUGUGCUUGGUCUCUCAGUCCCAGAUGGUGUCACGUUUGUUGCAACAACAGAUGAUGAUGUUAGGCUCAAGUCCGAGCUCCACCAGCGAGAGAAGCUGCGAUUGGAUCGGGAGGCAGCAAAAGAACGCCAGGAUGAAGAGCUCAAGGCCAGACGUGAUCAGGAAGUGGAAGAAGGUAGCACCUAUCAGGCGGAGACUGCUGAAGGAGGCACCGUUCAAGCAGGAACUGAAGAAGGCACCUAUCGAGCGGUAUCUGAAGAGGGCACCUAUCAAGAGGGGACUGAAGAAGGCACCUAUCGAGCGGUAACUGAAGAAGGCACCUAUCAAGAGGGGCCAGAGGGAGGCACUUACCGAGCAAUAACUGAAGGUGGGACCUAUGAAGGGCAGGCUGAAGGGGGAGAUGGAUCAGCUAACUGAAUCUGUGUUCAUGGUUUGUUUCUUCUGGUUUUUUUUUUUUACUUUGACCAAAAUUUUAAAAGACUAAAAAAAUCUGUACAUUUGUAAGUGAAAAAAUGUGUGGAAUGUUUGUUUUUGAUUCGAACUCCACAGACAUUUAACAUUUGAAUUUUGUUAGUGACUUUCAUGACUCAUACAGAAUUUUGUUUUUGUAUGUUAAUGUCAAUUACUUUUUUUUUUUUUGUUUUGUAAUUAUUCAUAAAUAGUUUCCUUUCAACUCUUUCUAACGGCAAGAAUUUGUUGACAUAAAGACUUCCAGUACCUUGAAAUUGUUACUGCAUGAUGUUAUAGGUAACAAGAGUACUCAUCAUAUUCAGACCACAUUUCAUGUCACUGAUAGUUUAAGGGUACUCCAGUAUCAAAUUCUCUGCUUUAGUGGCUGCUAAAAGAAUGUUGGUUUUCGUUAGCCAAAUGUUUUGUUUGUUAAUUUUUAUAUAAUUAAAUGUCUUAUUGAAGUACUAUGAUGAACAUAGGAGACAUUAUUGUAACCUUCAAAUUGUUACUGAGGGAACCAUUGCAGCCUAAGAGAGUAUAAUAUAAUAUCUAGCGAUACUGUUUGUUUGUUUUCUUGAUCGAGCUCAUUUAUUUAGAUAUUGAUAAAGUAUAUCAUCAGAGGUUUGUAGUGAUUGGUUUUGCUAUUGUCAGAAUCAUGAUGAUUACAUUUGUCAGUUAUUGUAUCAAUGAAGCAUUGAUAUCAUGUUUUUUUUUUUUUUUUUUAAGAAAACAUUUUUGUCUAUUUGUUGUAUUUUAUGUUGUUUUUUUAAUCGACUCAUUGAAUAAAACACUUUGUAUGUUGAA
Messenger RNA from Biomphalaria glabrata, 2374 nucleotides. RefSeq names its product snurportin-1-like. The record is from RefSeq and is a predicted model, not a curated record. Lineage: Eukaryota; Metazoa; Mollusca; Gastropoda; Planorbidae. The transcript is spliced from 8 exons. Gene Ontology annotation, cellular component: nucleus; cytoplasm. The coding region runs from base 113 to 1537 and encodes 474 amino acids. Gene Ontology annotation, biological process: snRNA import into nucleus.